Molecule: messenger RNA, 1243 nt
Organism: Mercurialis annua (annual mercury)
Lineage: Eukaryota; Viridiplantae; Streptophyta; Magnoliopsida; Malpighiales; Euphorbiaceae
Product: F-box/kelch-repeat protein At3g06240-like
Exons: 1
Coding region: 70-1185 (371 amino acids)
Molecular function (GO): protein binding
Source: RefSeq, a predicted model, not a curated record
UCUGACCUAAACCUAACCAGAGCGUAUUCACUUCCUGUGUAGUUCGCAUAAUUCAUAGAUAAUUGAACAAUGUCAAAUUAUCUCUCAGAAGAACUUGUGGCUGAAAUCUUGAAGAGAUUGCCUGUCAAAUCUCUAUUGAAAUUUAAAAGGGUUUGCAAAUCAUGGUAUUCUCUAAUCACAAACCCUAAUUUUAUUUCUCUUCACUUAGCUCACACCACUGAAGCCAACGAAACCUCGUCACUUAUCAUGAAGACCUCUCAUCGGAUACGACAAUUUGUUUUGGUGAAUGAUAAUGGUUCAGUUUGUGAGCUUAAGGAAUCGGAUUUAGUUUCUUUUCACAUCAACUCUAAUUCCUCAUCUCCCGUAUCUAAUUUUGAGUUUGUCGGUUCAUGCAAUGGGUUGGUAUGUUUAACUGAUAACCCACGUAAGCACCUGAUUUUAUGGAACCCGGCAGUCGGAGAAUUUAUUACAACAUCUUCAUGGGAGCAUAAUUAUAAGAGUGAUGUCGUUGUUGGAUUCGGGUUUGAUAGCAAGAAGCGUGAUUAUAAAGUGGUGAGGAUUUUAGUUGACAGCAAAGGUAUGGCUUCUCUACCAUUUGCUGAGAUUUUUGAACUUAGCUCCAAUUCUUGGAGGACAAUAAUGGGCAAGAAUCAAAAGUAUGAUGGUUAUGCAUUUGUAACUCGUGCUUAUUUGAAUGGCGUUGUUCAUUGGAUUGCAUAUAAAUAUUGUGGAAUACACCAUUACAAAAAGUUAGCCGUAGCAUCGCUAGAUUUGAGUACCGAAACAUUUGAUGAUUUGAUGCUUCCUGAUGUCCUAACUGAAAUUUCGAAGCCUCAUCUUAUUUUAAAAGUGUACGGCCAAUCAUUAGCUGUGGUGCAGUAUGAAUGGAGUCCCUCUACUCAUUAUAAUGCAAAAUGUUGUAUUUGGGUGAUGAAAGAUUAUGGUGCACCAGAGUCUUGGAGUAAACAAUUUACCAUAGAUUUGGGAAACCACGGAGUCUUCAAGUGGGUGCUAAUCUUUCAAGGAAAUGGUAGAAUUCUUGUUGAAAAACGUGAUGGUGAGUUAGCUUCUUAUGACACUGAGACACAAAGGGUGGCACGACUGGGAGUCCAUGGAUAUUAUUACUCGGCGCAUCCUUACACGGAGAGCCUUGUUUUACUAAAGGAAAAAAACAACAAAAAGUAGCUUUAAAGCAAAGCAUAGAAGAGUAAGUCUGAAUCUGAUCAUUCUAUUCUAAAAAUAC